AUGGGCAAAAGGACGGCUUUCGAGGCCAAUACAAAGGGCGCGCAUUUUGAUCGCGAUUCCAAGCGCCAAAGAACAGAAAAUGACCACGAGCGCAACUCGCCGCGACCAAAUGCCGGUGCUGAGGAAGUCACGACUGCGCGCGACUUGCAGAACGCUCUGUUCUUCGACCAGAGCUCCCAGGGCGACUUCCGAAGCGGGUUGAGUCUGUUCAAACGAUUCCUCGAUUCCAUCCUCUACCCGGUCGACGAGCACGACGUGCCCCGCAAACGAGCCAUCCUCCGCGAGUACCUAGACACGCAAAAAGGAAGAGAACGGGAUGAAAAGGACAAGUCAUUCCUGCAGAAUCUUACGCAAGGAUGGGACCAUGCGGUCGAGACCAACUACAGCGCCAUUGUGUCGCAGGUGACGGCUGUGCUUGCGCUCUUGUUCAAGGUCUUUGCCAGCCACCCCGACUUCCUCGACUACGGUACCCUCUUGGCAAAGACACUCCUACAGCCUCACAUCGCCCGCCGUUUUGUUCGGAGUACGUCGGCAGCUUCCAAGGAGGAGAAUGUCAUCGCGCCCGCUCUGCGACUGCUCACCGAGCUUACAAGAUUCAAUGAGGGCGCGCAUGCGAGGGCCGUCUACGCGAAGAGAGACUUUACGCUCGAGCCGAAGAUCCUCGGGAGGAACAUCAAUAUGGGAAGAGAGCAAUCAGCCGCAGAUCACAUCAAGAAACCAAGCAUUCGCACAACCGCAAUCAGGUAUCUUCUCACCCACUUGAGGUACCAGGAUGAGCGCGCCAAGAGCGAGAUCUUGUCCAACACAAAUGUCAUCCGCGCCGUUUUCGAUCACAUGCGUACCGACCCGCCCUUUCUGGUGUUCGAGAUACUUGACGUGUUCAAGAGCCAUGUAUUUCAAGACAAAGCUAUUGCGCGGCAUACCAAGAGCAGAAUCCUGAAUGGAAAGGCCUUGUCGCGGAUAGCCAGCUUGUACAGCUAUGAAGUAGAAGAAGGCUCGCUUGCCGACGGACACAAGGCGCCGGAUCAGCUUGCUCACGACUUCCUACGCCUAGUCUGCACAGAUCCCGCUUAUGGUGUCAUGUUGCCUACCCAGGGCUUUUACCCAUCUACAUUUGACGAUGAAGAGGGCGACCAGGACGACGCGGCUGACUAUGGUAACGACCUCGGUCUCGAAUCACUAGACAACUACAGCAAGACGACAAAAGUGCGAAACAUAAUCCUCUCGGAAUUCAUCCAGAACCAGAGGCCAUAUGCGAACACGCUGCAUCAGGAGCUCGUUGUCGACAUCUUCAAAGCCUGUCCCGAGUUGAUCGCAGAUUAUUUUGUCAAACGGCGCGAUUUCAGUUACGACCCCAAACUCACGUCGACAUGGAUAGGAUAUUCUGCGUUCCUGUACCAAACGAUCCAGCUUCCCGUACCCAAGUACUUUGGUGCAAAGAAGAGCUAUCGCGACCACCCGCCACCCGUCCCUAUCCUAAUGAACAGCAUCCUUCCUCAACCCCUCAACCAGCAAGCGCUUACAAAGUGUCUCAAUCACAGCUCCGACCUCAUCCAGCUAUUCGCUAUCCGUGUCCUGAUAGUCGCGCUUCAGAAACUACGGAGUGUACUGCAGGAGCUCAGCAAUGGCAGCGCCGCCAGAUCGUCUAAACAAUGGGAGCAAGCGGCUAAACGUUUGGUAUCUGAAGUCAGUCGGCGUUGCCCGCAGAUACGGACUGUGUUCCUGGCGCUGAAGAAGCCGGGUCUGAAGGACAUGAAGCGAGAGUCGAUCACAAGAUUGCUGCGACUUUACUAUGAGGUCACACCUCAGGUUGCGCUGCAAGAAAAGUUCGACGUCUCUCUACCGUUGUGCAAUGCACUGGUAGAGGCCGAAAAGCCCGCUCCGUCACCUGAGGAUAAUGUCUUCCGCAUCAUGGAGCUUGAGCACUGGAUUCAGAUGGCAAGGCUCUCGCCAGCCAUGCGCUGGUGGCAAAAGCAGAAGAGCGAGCUAUAUGCAGGCAUAAGAUCGCUCCUGAGUGAUAUAUUACAAGAUCAGGAAAUGCUGCAGACCAAGACUUCACCCGACGCUCUCGAUGCUCUCAUUGCAAGUUUAGGAUCGACAUCUGGAUCAAGAACGCCUUCCAACGACGUUCUUGACUUCUUAGACGACUGCUGCGCUCGUUUCACCAAAGUGCCCAUCAAGUACUUUGAUGACCUUGACGCCAUGCGUGCAAGCAAGCAAACAGCAGUUGAAGUCGGGCCUUUCAGCACACUUCUGAUGACAUUGGUGGAGCAAUGGCCAUUCAAGGGUGGCGAGACUGCAACAAACGUCGCUGACGCCAUCGCUCAAUGGCUCUCGAGGCUUCUCUACCUGCUCAAACUAAUCGGCGAAGAUGAGACAAUGCUCGGACAUGUCCGCGACGCUCUAGUGGAAUCAACGACCACAGCCUACAAAGAGAUGCUUAAGGAUGCAUUCCUCUGGAAGAUGGGCAAGGAGCGGGCAAAGGAAUCACUGAAGCUGGCGACCGGUGCAGACUUUAGUGGCUCGGAAAGAUCAUCUGCAUCCCCAGUACCAAGGCCAGCGGAGGAAAUUAGCCACCAAGCGAAAAUCAGGACUGCUGUCGAUCUUGAGGCACCGCCUGUCGAGGACGAAAAACACAUGGGCCUCACACGUUGGAGGAAGAAGGAUCUUGGCGAGGCGAUUGACGACGGGGAUAUAGGGGAGCUCGUAUUAUGUCUCUGCUCCGAACAUGCCGAAAUUCGCAUACAAGCCAUCAACAACAUCCGGCAGCUCACUACGAUAAUACAAUCUACUGGACGCAACGAGACCGGCAAGGCUGAUGUGACAGAAGCUCAGCCAAGCAACAACAUGGACUUUGAUCUUCAGCAGCUCUACCUCCUCCUCGGAGAGCUUUUGGAGACUGUCGAUGCUACUGGUGGGGAAGCGUUCCCAUAUGUUGGUGGCGUCCUUGCCGCCCGUUGCGCCGGGAUAGUGGCGGAUCCCACACACUCACUCUUCAGUACGGUGAACAGAUUCCUCACUGCUUCUCCAGCCUGGGAUAUCAACUCACUCCUGCGCUUCUUCUGGCAUCGCAUUGUGGCUACCCAACCAGACGAUGAUACUACAUAUCACAAGGAGGUAGAGUGGUACUUUGACUAUCUCAUGGACAGUCUGCGAACACCUGCCGAUAUGGAACUGUUCAGACGGAGCAACAUUUUCGAGCAACUGCUUAGCCACUACGGAUCGCGGUCGUGUCCUGCGUCUGCAAAGGACAAGAUGGUGAGGCUGCUGCUGCGAGCGACACACGUAGGGGGCAGCACAACACUCAUCACGAGGUGUGGGCUUAUUCCCUGGAUCCAGAUGAUGCUUGACGGUCACGAUGCGCGACACCGUGCACUGAGGACUCUGGCUGCACGUGUGUAUGAGACGUGCGAUCAGGAGAAGGUGGCUGCGUGGGGCAGCGAUAGCAUCCACAAUACGGUUGCUUCUCUUAUAAGAGCUUGA
Molecule: messenger RNA, 3483 nt
Organism: Pyrenophora tritici-repentis Pt-1C-BFP
Lineage: Eukaryota; Fungi; Ascomycota; Dothideomycetes; Pleosporales; Pleosporaceae
Source: RefSeq, a predicted model, not a curated record